Messenger RNA from Protopterus annectens (West African lungfish), 2560 nucleotides. It is a transcript of the gene MMP11, whose product is annotated as matrix metallopeptidase 11. The record is from RefSeq and is a predicted model, not a curated record. Lineage: Eukaryota; Metazoa; Chordata; Ceratodontiformes; Protopteridae. The transcript is spliced from 8 exons. The coding region runs from base 476 to 1999 and encodes 507 amino acids. Gene Ontology annotation, biological process: collagen catabolic process; proteolysis; extracellular matrix organization. Gene Ontology annotation, molecular function: zinc ion binding; metalloendopeptidase activity. Gene Ontology annotation, cellular component: extracellular matrix.
AAUCACAGACUGAAAUAGUUUACUUCUUGCAGAGUUUGACAAGAACAAAAAAAAUCUAUCUGAAAUGCCACCUGCUUUGGAUACCUGCUUGCAGUUCAACUCCACCCAAGCCCAUGUCCAACGCCUCCUCCUCUUUCACGGCCGGGGGCCAAUCUUUCACCCAGCAGACCAACACAGAUUAGCAACAAAUACAGCCAAACAGUCCAACACGUGAUACAGGGGAGCUCAGUCAUUGUAAUUCGAACAGCAAAAGAACAAAGGAGGCACGCGGAAAAUACAGCAUACAUAUGUGCGUGUCUGGGUAUAUAUAUAAAUAAGGCUCGCAAAAGUCAAGGACACCCCUCCUCCAGUCAACCAAGGUCUCGCUUGCAAGGCUCGCGCAGGCAGGGUACAGCGAGCACGGUCCCCUCAAGCACUCAGCAAGCAAGAGCGAAGCAGCAGCAUCCACUAACUUACUGCAGCCAAGUGAAUUACAAUGCCAGGCGCGCGGUAUGCCGGAGCCGGGCUCGUGGCUGUCUACUUAGUGUUACAUAGUCUUGUGGGCAUUCAUUGUCUACCCGUCACGCGAAAGCACGGGCACAGCAAGAAGGUACUGGAACAACAUCAUAAACUCGAAUAUGCCCCAAACGAGCAGACUGAUUGGUUUUCCCAACAGGACACCUCCAAGGAAUUUAAGCCAAAUCACAAGACGUUAUCCAUGCUGCCUGUGUUAAGAAACACCAGCAGUAAAAUUGCACAAUGGAAUCCUCGUCGUUGUGGCGUUCCUGACUUCCCCGUACAAGCAGAUGGGCGCAACAGACAGAAACGUUUUGUGCUGUCUGGAGGUCGGUGGCAUAAGACUCACCUUACUUACAAAAUAGUAAGAUUUCCAUGGCAACAAAGUAAAGCAAAAGUGAAGAAGGCCAUUGCUGAUGCUAUGAAGAUCUGGAGUGAUGUGACCCCACUGACCUUUAAAGAAGUCAGUGACAAGUCAGGCCGAGCUGACAUUGUCAUUGACUUUUCCAGGUACUGGCAUGGUGACAACCUGCCUUUUGAUGGCCUUGGUGGAAUAUUAGCUCAUGCAUUCUUCCCCAAAACGCAUCGCGAAGGAGAUGUCCAUUUUGACUAUGAUGAGAUGUGGACCAUUGGGAGCAAAGACGGGACUGACCUCCUGCAGGUAGCAGCACAUGAGUUUGGCCACGUUCUUGGCCUACAGCAUUCAAAUGUCCCCAAGUCACUCAUGUCACCAUUCUACACUUUCCGCUACCCACUCAGUUUGCAUGAGGAUGACAAACAGGGAAUCCAGUCACUGUAUGGGGCACCUCGGUCGGCUCACACCAAAACAGCUGAGAAGUACCCAGAGGGAUACCCAAAAGUGUACCCACAGGAUGUCGAGACCAAUGAUAUUCCUAAUGUUACGCCUGAUGCGUGUGACACAGAUUUUGACGCAGUCUCCAUGAUUCGUGGGGAACUCUUUUUCUUCAAGUCGCAGUUUGUGUGGAGGUUGAGGGAUGGGCAUUUACAAGCAGGCUACCCAGCUCUAGCCUCACGUCACUGGCAAGGAAUCCCUGAUCGUGUUGAUGCUGCAUUUGAAGAUCCCUCAGGAAACAUCUGGUUCUUUCAAGGCUCUAGGUACUGGGUCUACGAUGGAGAGAAGAGAGUGUCUGGACCCGCAAUGGUCACCCACCUAGGACUUCCAAAUAAUGACAUCCGUGCAGCUGUUAUGCUAGGCCCAGAGAAAGCUAAGAAGAUUUAUUUUUUCAAGGAUGGGGGCUACUGGCGUUUCAGUACUCAUACAAACCAUAUAGAAAAUGUCCAUCCCCGCAGCAUGGCAGACUGGAGAGGAAUUCCCCCGAAUAUUGAUGCAGUUUUUGAAAAUAAACAAGGGUAUACCCACUUUUUGAGCGGAAAAUAUUAUUGGAUGUUUGACCCUAUCCAUAUAAAGGUUCUGGAUGGCUACCCACGUCUGAUUGGUCCAGACUUCUUUGGCUGUGAAUCCAAGACCAUCAAUAACAGAUGAAGUCCAGAGGAAUUCAGUUUGAAAAACCUUGACGUACGAUCGCUCAUAGACUUUUUUUUCCCUGAAGGAGUUGCUUUGCUUCCUUCACAGACUCCUGCAGACAAUCACAGAACUAAAUUGUUGGUCUGAAAUAGGCGUAAAACCCAUCUUGGGACUCUUUUGACACUGAAGCGUAAUACAGCCUUUUUAGUGUGAACUGAAGUUGCAUUGCAGAGAAGACAGACUGCAUCACUACUUUUUAAAGGAUUUGCACCCUUCUUUUCCCAUAUGCGUUGAGGCAAAUCUUUAUAGUAUGCAUUGAAUUUUUGAAUGACAACAUUUUAACUACUUAUGAAAAAUAUCAAUGCCUUGUUUUCCUAGAAGAAUUUAAGUUUUUUCAUGUAUGUAUUAGGAAAAGGAUAGCCUUCUUGAACAUAUUUAAUAUUAACUUUUAUAUUGUUGCAUCCAGUAUUUCAAAACCUGCCAUCUCUUGUGGGAGUGGUCUCUCUCUGUCAAUCCCUCACAGUUACACAGCAACACAGCUAGACACACACACACACACACACACACACACACACACAC